Messenger RNA from Cotesia congregata, 1392 nucleotides. Lineage: Eukaryota; Metazoa; Arthropoda; Insecta; Hymenoptera; Braconidae. The record is from the annotation of a GenBank genome assembly.
AUGGUUUUUUCUGGUUUGGGAGUCAAUUUUAUGCUGAGAGUUAAUUUGAACCUCGUACUUGUUGCUACGGCCAAACAAUCUGAAACUCCGGUUGUAUCACAAUGUGGAGAAGUUAUGAACAAUACAUUUAUCAAGAGUCAAGUUCAGUACUCAGAGUAUGAACAAGGUCUUGCAAUUGGUGCCUAUUACUGGAUCCAUUGGUUAAGUGAAAUUCCCGGAGGAGUUUUGGCCCGUAAAUAUGGAACUAAAAUGAUUUUUGGAGUCGGCAAUUUAUUAGCCGCCAUUUUGGGAGUUUUUUUGUCUGUCACUAUGCAAUAUAGCCUUUACAGUCUUAUUUUCAUUCGCGUAUUGCAAGGAUUAGUCGCUGGCGUUGCGUAUCCUGCGACUCAUGAUCUGACGGCAAAAUGGAUUCCUCAGAAGGAAAGAAGUAAAUUUGUGAGCGCAUAUAUGGGCGGAAGUGUUGGAAUUGCUCUUACAUAUCCGUUGAGUGGAUUUAUAAUCGAUUAUCUAGGUUGGGAGUCAGUAUUUUAUAUAACUUCAGUUUUGGGCAUCAUUUGGUGGUUCCUAUGGAUUAGUUUUGUCUAUGACACUCCACAACAGCAUCCCAGAAUAUCAGAAAAAGAAAAAAAAUACAUCCUAGAUAAUUUAGGGACCUCUGUAGACCAUUCAAACCGUAAUUUGGCAAUUCCAUGGAGUCAAAUAUUGACAUCCUGGCCAGUAUGGACUUCAGUUCUGUCAAACUGGGGCGCAGUUUGGGGUUACUUUACUCUCAUGGCGCAAGCACCGGCUUACUUCAAAUUUAUCCAUGGCUGGAGUGUUGAAAAAACGGGGAUAUUUUCUGGGCUUCCGCACUUUCUGACGAUGUUCUUCAGCUGGAUUUUCGCCCACAUGAGCGACUGGCUGCUCCAAACCGAAAGACUGACCCUAACUGAGGUCAGAAAACUCGCGACUAUUGUCAGUUCAGGACUGCCUAGUUUUCUAAUCCUGGGGCUUGCAUUCAGCGGGUGUUAUCCUGUACUUGCAGUGAUUCUUAUAAUGGGAGGAAUCGCUUCAGCCGGCGCUGUAACUUCUGGACCACUCUCUAAUCUCGUUGACCUCAGUCCAAAUUACGCAAGUAUUCUUCUCGGUAUCUGUGGCCUUGUUAUUGACAUUGCUGGCUUUGUUUCUCCAAUUAUUGUUGGAUUUUUAACAAAUGAUAACCAAACUAUUGGACAGUGGCGUUUAAUUUUUAUAAUCGCAUUUUUAAACAUGGCAAUUUGCUGCCUUAUUUUCUGUAUCUGGGGCACUGCCGAAGAGCAAUCGUGGAACCAGUAUCACACAGUCUCAAAAAACGAAGAAGAUUACAAAAUUGACAUUGAACUUAAGCCGCAAUCAAAUAAUCAUAAUAAAUGA